Molecule: messenger RNA, 2271 nt
Organism: Bufo gargarizans (Asiatic toad)
Lineage: Eukaryota; Metazoa; Chordata; Amphibia; Anura; Bufonidae
Gene: MEDAG
Product: mesenteric estrogen dependent adipogenesis
Exons: 5
Coding region: 106-1008 (300 amino acids)
Cellular component (GO): cytoplasm
Source: RefSeq, a predicted model, not a curated record
CUUAGGAAGAAAUCAGUGCUGGAGGGAGCAGGCAGUUUUGCAUCAUCCACACCAAGAGAAGGUUUGCUGCAGAACUUUACAUUGUGACUUUUUGGAGGCAACACAAUGGCUACAGGGGAAGAAACAAACAAGUCCCAUCUGGAGCGACUUAGCAGCAACAAUUCCAUAUUGAGCUUCUCAUCGGUGGGCUCAGACAUCCUGUCCACAGCCACCACUGCCAACUGUGAGAUAGCUCUGCUACCCCUGAAACUGCUCAUAGAUCUGCAAUCCAACUACCUGACCCUGGAGGAUGACAUGCUGACCUCUAAUAACGGCACAGGAGGCUUCAACCUGUUUAGUGACGGCUCUGCCCUCAUUGAUGGUUGUCAAUGCAAGAUUCAUAAUUAUAUCCAGAGAAAAGUCACUCUACGCAGUCAUGCAGAUUAUAAGGAUUACAGAGAAACAUUGUUGGCAAAACCCAUGUUAUUUAUAACAAAUGCCAAAAAAGUCAACAGCACCUCUACCUCAGCUAAAACAUUUGCCGUCAUUGUAAAUACACGACAUCCACAGAUCAGAACCAGGCUGGAAGCUGGAAUGAACGAUGUUAUAUCCUCCGUUAUGGGAGAAAAUUAUCAACUACAGUUUAACCUUUACAAUGACGUAAGAGAGUACCUUCAGAGGCAAAACUUUGUCCUGACAGAAGACAACCUGAGUUUUUCAUACACUUUCAAGCUUGAUGUCCUUGUGGAUUUCUUCUACUGGUUUGGUCUGAGCAAGAAAACGUGCGAUUUGCACGGGAAGAUUCUGAACCUGCACUGUACAAACAAUAGCAGGAAAGAAAAAGUGAGACUGUUCCUGUCAAAGAUGACCACACCGUUAAUCAGACUAGGCAGCAGUUUGGAUCAUGAUCGGAGACCAAGUAUAUUCUCUUUGGACAUAAUCACCGAAGAUCCUUUUAUGCAAGAAGAAGAUGUCACCGAUACGGCCCCUGUUCUGCAGCUGAGCUCAGAAAUAGAACAAGCUGGAUAAACACUAAGCUGAAUGCACAGAGAGGACAUUAUGGCUAAUAUUGAAAUUAUCCUAAAACUGGCCAACUGGCUUUGAGGUUACAGAUUUUCUUUAGUUAACGUUUUAUGUUACCGACAAAGUCGAGGCAGUUCAAUUAGGCACAACCAUUACUGAUCAACUUGGUCUGAAAUGAUCCAUCAGAAGUUUCGGACUAUGUCAGCAGUCACCAGCCCUGACACACCUACACGCCAGGGUCCAUUUCAGAAACUUGUUUGGUGCAGUAACCCUGGUAUUGGGUAAACUUUUCUUUUUUUUCCACCCUGUAUUCACAUCAGUAAGUGGGUAAUUCUGGGAGAGGGUUUGUGGUGUGUACUUUUCAUAAACCGAUAAACCAUGUUGUAUUAUAAAAGCACUUAAUGGGGUUGUCUGCUUUGGAUAACCCCUCUUUAUUAGAAGAGUUUCUCUAAUGAUAAGGUGAUCACCGGGCGUCUUCCUGCAGAGUUCCAUGAUAUCAUCUGUGGGGAGAUCAGGCAGCAAGUGUUUCAUUUCCCUACAGUGCCCCUACAGGGGAAAUUAAGCAUUACAAAAUGCACAUUGAAUGCACUGCCAGCAUAAUGCAAGGAUAAGCAGAAUCCUGUAAAUUGAGAGACGCUCUGUGUAGGGAGGGUUAUAUUCAUAUGUCCAGGGACCCCCCCCCCCCCCCUCUAUUAUUUUCGUAUGCCAUAAGAGGUAAUAUUACUUUUCAUUUAGAUUAUCAAACUGCACAAACUUAAAUAUGAAAAUCUUUGUUAAGUAACUUUUUAAAGCAAAUAUACAGUGACAAUAUAUUGCACUUCUGAUUUUCUAACCCCUUGGUGACAUCUGCCGCCCAGAGUGACCAGGAUCAGAGAUAACUUUAAACCCAGUCAUUAUUUCAUCCCAUAAAUUAUAACAGUCUAUGGUAUAAGCAAUUGGAUGGUGGCAUGUUCAAGUUCCCUAGACUAAAAGUAAAAAAAAUAUAUUUUUUUAAAUAUACCUCCCAUUCAACGUAUUAAAAAUUCAAAUCAUUCUCUUUUCCCAAUUUGAUAUAUGAAGAUAAACAAUUAAAAAUAACAUACUGUCCGACAAUGUCUAAACUAUUAAAAUCUAAAAGUGUUUAUCCUUCAUGUGGUACAUCUAAAUAAUCAAUUUUUGGUCACCUUUGAAGAAAAAGUGAUAAAAAAAAUCAUAUGCAUCCAAAAAUACAGGAAAAACUUGAAAAAAUUAGACUAUCAUGCAAAAGUCCAUUUAUUUCAGUAAUGCAAA